AUGGUAAGUGCAUUAAAUGCGCAUCAUUUACGUAUACAUGGUGUCCGGCCCCGUCUGUUCAAAUACACAUGACUUUUAGGGAGCCGACGCCUCACUUCCGAUGGAAAUGUGCAGCAAUUGUAAGUCGUUUUCAAAAAAUUUAGUAGAUGUCUUCGUUGUGUAAUCAGGAAAAUCCAUCUAAUUUGUUUCAGUUGAUGCCUACGAGCUGCGCCGUCUCACGCGUCGCUUUAAGAAACUCGACGUUGACGGAUCGGGCUCGCUUUCCGUCGAGGAGUUCAUGUCGUUGCCCGAGCUGCAACAGAAUCCGCUUGUCCAGAGGGUCAUUGACAUAUUCGACGAGGACGGAAACGGGAGGUCGACUUUCGGGAGUUCAUCCAGGGAAUCUCGCAGUUCAGUGUGAAAGGCGACAAGAAUACGAAGCUGAAGUUCGCGUUCCGCAUCUACGACAUGGACCGUGACGGCUUCAUCUCAAAUGGAGAGCUCUUCCAGGUGAGGUAUUAGUCGUCCAGCACGCGAGGAUUAUGGACGGCUCGUUCAAAUCCCCUGUUUUAAUGCUCUUCUCGUUGCAGGUGCUCAAGAUGAUGGUGGGGAACAACCUGAAGGACUCGCAGCUCCAGCAGAUCGUCGACAAGACCAUUCUGUUCCACGACAAGGACGGAGACGGCAAGAUUUCGUUCCAAGAGUUCUGCGAUGUGAGUGAUACCUUCAGUUGAGAUCUCAUCUGUGUUUUUGAAGUGAAAUGAGCUUCGCUAACGCGUGCAUUAUCUAACUUUCGUUGUCUUCAGGUCGUUGAGCAUACCGAAGUGCACAAGAAGAUGGUUCUGGAGAACAUCUAA
Caenorhabditis sp. 36 PRJEB53466 is the source of this 836-nucleotide messenger RNA. Lineage: Eukaryota; Metazoa; Nematoda; Chromadorea; Rhabditida; Rhabditidae. The record is from the annotation of a GenBank genome assembly.